AUGCUUAAUAACAAUGCCAAGAAAAUACAACUAUUAAAAAAAAUUUUAUAUAGAGAAAAUAUUAAAAAUAAACAAAAGAAUAAUUUCAGAAGGGUUUUCAAAGAUUAUAUAAACAAUGAAAAGAUAACCUUUCUAUAUAAUAAAAAUAUAUUUAUUCAAAUUAUAGAAUUUAACAACAAACAAAAAUCACUAUAUUUAAAUUCUGAUGUUUUAAAAAAUAAUAAAAAUGGAAAUGAUCAACUGAUCAUUAAGGAGGAGAAUUUAAACUGCUUUGUUUGUGACAAGGAAAAUAAGCAUUUAGGGGGAAAAAAAAAUAAGAUAAAUAAGUUUAAUAUUAAAAAUGUGUAUCCUGAUAAUAAUAAAAAUAUAUAUGAUGAUGCUAAUAUUUAUAAUCAUAAUCAGCAUGAUAUUUCCAUUGACACACCUUAUAAGAAUUCACAUACACAUGAAUGUAUCAAAAUAAAGAAUUAUGUUAUUAACAAACAAAUAAUAGAUAAAAAAAUUAAGGAACAAAAUGGAAAUAACACAUGUUAUAAUCGUCCAUGUGAUAAUAUGAAACCUUCUACAUAUUGUAUAGAAGAGAAUAAUUCUUUAAAUUUAAAUCCAGUGAUGAUAAAAAAAAAAAAAAAAAAUGUCGAAAUUGUUGACAAAUAUAUCAAUAAAUGGGAAAAACAUGAAAAUAAAAAAAACAAGUUAAUUAUUAAAUACGAAAUAAAAAAUAUAGCAGAUAUAAUUAAUAUUUUAAAUAAAUGUAAAGAAUAUAAUUAUGUAAAUAAUAAUCUCUAUGAUGAUAUUAUAAAUAACAUAAUAAAUACAAAAGAUAAUUAUUAUAUGUCAUUAAAAAAUUUAUUACUUAUAUCAAACAGUUUUAUUAAAUUAAAUUAUUUUAAUGAGACAUUCUAUAAUUAUAUAUUUAUUCAUAUCUUAAAAUUAUGUGUAAUAUCUACACAGGAUUUAAUAUCCAUAUUAUAUAUAAUGUCAAAUAUAAAAAAAUUAAAUAUGUAUAAUUAUAUUUUUUUAUAUAAAAUGAAUUUUAUGUUUCUACACCGCUUAUAUUCUUUAUCAAUAUACCAAUUAUACAAAGUAUUAAGUUGCUACCUAAAAAUAUACAAAACUAUAGAUAAAUUAAAAAAAAGAAAAAAUGAAGACUCUUCAAAUAAUAAUACAAUUCACAAUAAGGAGAAAAAAUAUUUAAGUGAUAAUAAAGAGCAUGUCUUAAAAAAAUACAAUAAAAUAAAUUCACAACAAUUUCAUAUAUUUUAUAAAAUCAAUUUUGAACAAAUAGUCAAAAAUGAAAAGAAUCAUAACAUUAAAAUAAAUAAUGAAUCCAUUGAUUUGGUAUUUUGCCUAAUUGAACGUUUGACAGAUAAAAAAAUAAAAAUUAAUCAUUUUGAUACAUUACUUGAUAUAUCUGACCCACUAAACGAUUUGUUUUUUUCAUAUUUCAAGAAUAAAAUAGCUUCCUUCUUCCUAAAAAAAGUGCAUAGUGAGUAUAUCACAUUUAAUAAGGAACAACGAAAAUUUUUAUAUAAAAAAAGGGAUGCAAUUGUACAAAUGUAUAAAAAAGAACAAUUAAAAAAAAAAAAUGACAUAUCAAAAUGUGGUGUGUCAAUAGGUGAUAUAUCAAAAGGUGGUGUGUCAAUAAAUGAUAUAUCAAAAGGUGGUAUGUCAAUAAAUGAUAUAUCAAAAGGUGGUGUGUCAAUAAAUGAUAUAUCCUUUAAACAACAAAAAAAUAAUUAUAUUAAUAUUACAAAUAACCAGGGGUGCAUAAAAAAUUCAGAAAAAAUAUUACUAAAAAUUAUAUGCAAAAUGAAAAGGAAAAUUAAAUCAAGGAUAUUUAUACCAUUUAUUAAAAUAUACGAAGAGAAAAAUUUGAACAAAAUUAAAAAUAAAAGUAAAGAUAUUAUAAAAGAAAGAGACACAAAUAAGUUAUUAUAUAGCUUUUUUUGCAAUUCAUACAAAAAUAUGAAUUUAACAUUUGAUCCAAAAAGUUUAUUAAUAACAUUAAGUUGUUUUUCAAAAAAAAGACAACUAUUAUUUAAUGAUGUUAUAUAUAUGUUAACUUAUUUAAUCGAAAAGAAAAUUAAUUAUUAUAAUCAUGAACAAAUUAUUGAUUUAAUGAACAGUUAUAGUAAUAUGAAAAAUGAAAAAAUAUCAAAUAACAUUUUCAAUUUUUUAGCUAGAUUUCUAUUUAAUAACAAUAAAAUUAUAUAUUUAAAUGAUACACAUAUUCAUAUAUUAUUAAAUAUAUUAAUAAAAAAGAAAUGUUUCAUAAAUCAAGAUGUUAUAAAAUAUAUAUCCAAUUUUGUAAUGUAUCACAAACCAUAUUAUAAAAAUUUAAAAAAUGCAUCACUUUAUUUAUUUUUCCACUAUCAUUUUAAUUCUUUAAAUGAAAAUUUUUUAAAUAAUAUAUUUUGUACUCUUCAUAUUAAAAAUAUGAUAACAUUAUAUCAAUGCAAUCAAGUUUUAUCAUCUACUUUAGUUAUUGGAUCUAAUAAAUUGAAAUAUCAAAAGAGGGUGUAUAACAUUCUUGAUACAUCUAUAUUAAAUCAUUUAAAGGAAAUAUAUUCCAAUAAACAUGUUAAUAUUUCUUUAAAUGAUGUGAAAAAUAUUGUAGAUUUUGUAUUUUACUUUAAUAAUUCUAUAACUGGUAAUGUUUUAAAAGCAGAGUAUCAAAAUAUAAAAGUUAGUAAUGAUGAAAAAAAAAAAAAUAAUAAAAUAAAAAAUCAUAUAAUACAAAUGAAGGAAAAAAUAUAUAAUAAUAAUAAUGAUGAUUAUGAUAAUAUUUCUGAUUAUAAUUAUGAUAUGAGUAUAUAUACUCCAUUUAUAUCACCAAAAAAAUCCUCUAAUAAAAAAAAACCUAUUUAUUUCUAUUCAUUUAAUUCUUUUGACAAAAUAUAUUUAAUGAACUUUUCUUUUAAUAUAAGAAUAUUUAUUUUGAUUAAACAGAUUGUAGAAUAUUUAUUAAAAGAAACAUAUUAUUUUAAUAAUAAUAAUAAUAAUACGUUUAUCAUUCUUAUGGUUAAGUUAUUAUGUAAUGUAUAUGAAAUAGUAAAAAAGAUCAAUUCAUUGAACAAUAACUAUACUUACUUAUAUAUCAACAAUAAAUCAAAUGUGAAAAAAAAUAAAAUAAUAAACAACUAUUUUUUAAGAACAUUAAAUAAUAUGAACAAUAAUAUUUUGUUUUUUGUAAGUAAAGGAAAUGAACGUAUCAUAUUUUUAUCUAAUUUUUAUAUGAUAAAAAAUAGGUACUUUUUUGAACAUAUAAAUUAUCAUAAAAUUAUACGUACAUAUAUAGAAUACCAAAUAGACAAAGUAAGAAAUAAUGAUACCGAUAUUUCUAGUAUUCUUAUUUUAUUUGAUUUUUUAAGUUCCUAUAAAAUUGAUGAAAUUAUGUUAUUAGCACCGUGCAUAAAAAUGAAAGGACAAAAUGAAUCUUCUCAUUUGGAUGAAAAAAGAGAUUUAGAAGAAAUGCAUAUGAAUUUAAUGACAAACUUUUUAUAUAUCCAAAAAUUGAGAGGUCGAGAGGAAAAGAUGAAAAACGAAAUCACAUCAAUUAUGUACAAUGAAAAGAAGAAGAAAAAAAAAUCGAGCAUAAAAAAUGUCAUGAAAAUUUUUUUUGUAACUUUACAAUUGAGAAAGUUCGAAUAUAUAUCAAACAUGUUUAAAAAUAAAUAUGAAAAACUAUAUAUGUCAAAAGUACUUUUUAAUAAUAUUGAGAAAAGGAUGAUAAAAAGGAAAAUUGAGAAUAUGGAUGCAAAGCUAAAAUUAAAUAAUAGUUUCAGACAUAUAAAUAAAUAUAAUAAAUAUGUAAUGAAUAAAUUUUGUAAAAAAUGGAAGAAGAGAAAAAAAUAUUUAAUACUUAAAUGUACACAUAUAUCACAAUAUAUAGAUACAAAUAAUUUAAUAGAUCUAUUGUAUUACACAUUAACAUUAACUAUUAGACAUUAUAUGAAUAAGAUCUGUUCACAAAAUAAUAGAAUAAAAAAUAUAAAUUCUUUUAUAAUAUAUGAAAAAUUUAUUAUAUUCAUAUUAAAUAAAAUGGUAUUAUUAAAAAAGCCACAAAUUAUGAAUAUAAAUUAUUAUCUAUAUUAUAAAAUGAAUUUAUGUAUUUAUACAUUAAAAUAUCUACAUGUAAAGUUAUAUAAAAGUUAUAAAUAUAUAUUAAUGUAUUGGAAAUUUGUUAUACUGAGAAUAUUACAACGUAAUAAGACAUUUAAAAAUUAUAUGGACUCUAUACAUUUUAAUAAUAAUAAUAAUAAUAGAACAAGUAAUAAUGCUAUUCAAAAUAUAGAAAAAAAUGAAAUAAAUAAAUUUAAUUCUACAUAUAUGUAUUUAUUAAAUUAUCCAAGUAUAUCUCAAACAAGUUAUAAAUAUAAAUUACAAAAUGAUACGAAUAAAAAUAUAUUACAAAAUAAUUUACAUUAUAAAAAUACCCAGUUUUAUAAAAAUAUUGUUCAUCAUAAUUUAUAUCAACAAUUUAGUUACUUACAAAAUGCUUCUCAUAAACUUUAUAUGUAUUUUAUUUAUUUUCAAAAAAAAUUAAAGGGUAGGAAUAUACCAAUAAUUUUUAAUGGGAAGUACAUAAAGAAAGAAACAAAAAGAAGAAAAAAAAGUAGAAUUAAAAGAAUGAAUUUAAUUAAUAGUAUUAAAUUAAAUAAAACGUCAUUUUUAUAUAAUGAUGCAAAUCAUAAAGAAACAAAAAAAAAUAAAAACAAAAGUAUAUUAUUAAAAAAUAACAUUGAAAUUCUUGCGAUGAAAAAAAUAUAUAUAUUAGAUAAUCAUUUAAUUCAAGUACAUAUAAAAAAUAAAAGUAAAUCAACAAAUAUAAAUAUGAAUACCAAUGAAAAUAAUAUUUAUGUAUUUUAUAUAUAUUCUUCUAAUAACAUAAAUGAACCUAUACCAAACCAUACACAUUCUAAAAAGGAAGGAAUACAAAAAUGUAAUUAUAAUUAUAUAAAAGAGUUACUAAGACAACACAAAAAAAAUGACAAGGGCAAUUAUUUCUUAGAACAAAAAAGAGAGGGAUCUAUUAUAUACAUGAAACGAGAUACUCUUUUAAACUUGUACAUAAUACAACAUGAAUUACAUAAGCAAUUGAUGAGCCCGUUUCAUUUGAUUCCUGUGUGCUCAGAAGAGUUGAAUAAAAUUAAGAACAGGAAGAACCUCUAUGUAUAUUUAACAAAAUUAUUUGUUUGA
This is a messenger RNA of Plasmodium gaboni, 5199 nucleotides long. RefSeq lists its product as hypothetical. The transcript has 3 exons. The record is from RefSeq and is a predicted model, not a curated record. The coding region runs from base 1 to 5199 and encodes 1732 amino acids. Lineage: Eukaryota; Apicomplexa; Aconoidasida; Haemosporida; Plasmodiidae.